Molecule: messenger RNA, 939 nt
Organism: Paraglomus brasilianum
Lineage: Eukaryota; Fungi; Glomeromycota; Glomeromycetes; Paraglomerales; Paraglomeraceae
Source: the annotation of a GenBank genome assembly
AUGGAGUCCAACAAUCAACUCGAGGCGGUCAAAAAACAAAUAGAAGAAACGACGGUAGAGAUUAAAACGAUUAAAGAUACUAUAGGAAUUGUCGAGGGAAAGAGUCUUCUCGAGCCUUUGUACGUCAGGCUCGGUGAAUUGGAAAAGCAAAAGACUGCUCUUGUACAACAGUCGAAGGUGGAAGUUUUUGAGAGCGAUGAGGUGAAGUCACCCGCUUCCGCUCCUAAACAGGAGUCAACUAAAUCUGCUCAAGCAGCCAGUAAAGAGCCUGAAGAAGACGACUUGACCAUUCCAGUGGCAUCUGGAACCGCUUGUAAGCGAUCUGGAUGUAAGAAGACGUAUGUUGAUGAGGCUACCAGUAGAGGUGAUGGACCUGAGGCCGAGUGCUUGUAUCAUCCUGGAGAACCAAUAUUUCAUGAGGGCAGUAAAGGUUGGACUUGCUGUUCGCGGAAAGUACUCGAGUUUGAGGAAUUUCUCAAAAUCAAAGGAUGUGAAAAAGGAAAGCAUCUAUUUGUUGGAUCUGGCAAAAAAGAUACGAAUUCUGAAGAGACAAUCCAGUGUCGGCAUGAUUGGUAUCAAACCGUUUCACAAGUCAUAAUGUCUGUAUUUGCCAAGAAAGUAGAUGCCAACCAGUCAGAUGUUACCUUUAGUGAACGAGAGGUAUCUGUCAACUUAAAAACGGCUGAUGGAAAGCGCUUUAAAUCGACUUAUUCACUCUACGAACGAAUUGAUCCGGAGAACAGUAAAUACGAGGUUCUCAACACAAAAGUAGAGUUGGUAUUAAAGAAAGCAAAUGGUAUUUCGUGGCAAUCAUUGACAUCUGAUGAAGCACCACUCAUGACGACAACGUUCGGUGUUCCUGGAGGAACGGCUACGGUAGGUGCCAAGGAAUAUAUACUUGCUAUGGAUUCGCCCUUGUACGCAAACAGACAAACAUAA